AUGGCGGCGGGCUCGGAUCUGCUGGAUGAGGUUUUCCUAAACGCUGAGGUGGAUGAGAAGGUGGUGAGCGACCUGGUGGGCUCCCUGGAGUCUCAGCUGGCGGCCUCGGGCCAUCACCACCCGCACCACAAGGCGCAGGAGCCCCUCAGGGUCGCCGGGGGGCUGCUGGGGAACCAUGUUGUGAGCAGCGGCAGCAGCAGCAGCAACAGCCCUAGCCCUAGCCCGGGAGGAGGAGGAGGAGGAGGAGGAGGAGUAGGAGGCAAUGCUAAUGUCCAAACAGAGAACCCCGGCAGCCGCACCACCGGCAGCAGCAGCACCAGCAGCACCACCGCCGCCGCCGCCGCCGCCAAGAUGGGACUCAGUGGCCCGGAGAUCACCAAGCCAGGAACUGGUGGAGUGCAAGGGAGUGUUAUCAAUCAUAAUGCCAGGUCCCAGGGCUCUACGUUGGAUGGGACCACUACAACUAGCAGCAGCACCACUACAACUGUCCAAGGUGGCUCUGAAGCUGCUAUUACCCCAGGGACCCUCAAUCAGGGCAAAUCAGUGGUAAUCAGUACCAUGGCAACAGCUUUAUCUACCAGGAAUGGUAAAAUUGGGACCACUGCAGUGCAGACUUUGAACGGAAGUAACGUGGUGAUGAAUUCCCAUGCUUCUUUCUCGGCCACUCCUGUAACAGCAAAUCCUACCGUGGUCCCUGCUGUUGCUCCUCUCGUUAACAAUGGACCUGGAAAUAUUGGAAAAGUCAACACCGUUAAUGCUGUCUUGCCAUCUGCUUCAAGUACUGUCAUCCAGACUUCUUUCCUUGGCGCUGGAGUGUCCUCUGCCUCUUCACCUUCACCUACAGUGAUCUCUUCACAACAGCCCCCCAAUAUGGGGACCGGGGGGCCAACAGUAGCAUUGGUAAGGCCGCCCAUUCACGCGGCAGGACCCUCAUUGGCUGCCGCCACCCAAAAUGGGAGCAGUACUGUGAUCAAUUCAACCAUCAACGUGGGCGGUUUCCCGACUGCAGCUGUUGCAGCUGCCACGGUUGGUUCAGGGGUGUCUCUCCAGACCUCUCUCGUGAACAGCCAGCCAGGCUCUGGGGUAUCAGCUGCUGCACCCACCACACAGGUCAUCAAAGCGGAGUCUCCUAAAACUAUCGUCCAAGCAGUCACCCAACAGCAAACUCUGACUGCAGCUGGCCAGCCUAGUACUACAGGGGGUAACAUGAUCAUUGGGCAAACUAUGCAAGCUGGCCUGCCCAACGUAGCUCCUAAUCCUGGUGGAGUACCUCCUGCACCUCCAGGGACUCCCACAGGUCUGGCUAAGGGUGCUGCCAAUACAGUGGCACAGAGCCUGCCCAGGACUGCAACUGCAACCACCGGUGGAAUCAGAGCAACUUUGACUCCCACUGUUUUAGCACCUCGUCUGCCUCAGCCUUCUCAGAAUCCCACAAAUAUUCAGAACUUUCAAUUGCCACCAGGCAUGGUCAUUGUACGUAGUGAGAGUGGCCAGUUACUGAUGAUCCCUCAACAUGCUUUGGCGCAAAUGCAAGCCCAAGCCCAUGCACAGUCUCAGUCUCAAACGACCAUGACUCCUCGUCCUGCCACAUCUACCAGUGCUUCUCCGGUCCAGCUUUCGACUGUGCAGGUCAGUUCCCUGAGAAAUGCACCGGGAACCCCUAUCAUUGCUCGGCAGGUAGCACCAACCACUAUAAUCAAACAAGUGUCUCAGGCACAGACAACUGUACAACCUACAACAACGUUACAGAGGCCACCUGUAGUCCAGCCUCAGAUUGUUCUGGGCAGCCCUGCACAAACAACAGCAUUAGGAACAGCAACGGCUGUGCAGACUGGAACCCCUCAAAGGACGGUGCAAGGAGCCACAGCAACCUCCACAGCAGCCACAGAAACCAUGGAAAAUGUGAAGAAAUGCAAGAAUUUUCUCUCUACGCUAAUAAAACUGGCCUCUUCUGGAAAGCAGUCGACAGAGACUGCAGCUAAUGUGAAAGAGCUAGUCCAGAACUUGCUGGAUGGAAAGAUUGAAGCAGAAGAUUUCACCAGUCGGUUAUACCGGGAACUUAAUUCUUCACCUCAACCAUACCUUGUGCCUUUCUUGAAGCGGAGUUUGCCUGCCUUGAGACACCUGACUCCCGACUCGGCCGCUUUCAUUCAGCAAAGCCAGCAUCAGCAGCCCUUGACGCAGCCCACCACCGCUCUGACCGCUGUGAUGUUGAGCAGCUCGGUCCAGCGUACGGCGGGAAAGACCACCGCUGCAGUCACGAGUACCUUGCAGCAGCCGGUCAUCAGCCUAACGCAGCCAGCCCAAGUGGGGGUUGGCAAGCAAGGGCAGCCUACGCAGGUGGUCAUCCAGCAGUCUCAAAAACAAGGUACAUUAAUUAGGCCUCCGCAGGUGACCUUGACCCAGACGCCCAUGGUGGCCUUGCGGCCACCCCACAACCGUAUUAUGUUGACUGCUCCUCAACAAAUUCAGCUGAACGCACUUCAGACAGUCCCCGUGGUAAAGCAAACAGUAUUACCAGGAACCAAAGCUCUUUCUACUCUUUCAACCCAAGCUGCAAUUGCUCAGAAAAAUAAACUGAAAGAACCCGGGGGAGGUUCUUUUCGGGACGACGAUGAUAUUAACGACGUUGCCUCUAUGGCAGGAGUCAACCUAUCGGAAGAGAGCGCACGUAUAUUGGCCACUAAUUCUGAGUUGGUGGGCACUUUAACAAGGUCGUGUAAAGAUGAAACUUUUCUUCUCCCAACACCCUUGCAAAGAAGAAUAUUAGAAAUAGGUAAAAAGCAUGGAAUAACAGAAAUCCAUCCUGACGUAGUUAGUUAUGUAUCACAUGCGACGCAACAAAGGUUACAAAACCUGGUAGAGAAGGUAUCAGAGACUGCCCAGCAAAGGAAUAUUUCUUACAAGGAUGAUGAAAGAUAUGAACAAGCAAGCGACGUUCGGGCACAACUCAAGUUCUUUGAACAACUUGAUCAAAUAGAAAAACAGCGGAAAGACGAACAAGAAAGGGAAAUAUUAAUGCGGGCAGCAAAGUCUCGAUCUAGACAAGAAGAUCCAGAGCAACUUAGGUUGAAACAAAAGGCCAAGGAGAUGCAACAACAAGAACUAGCACAAAUGCGACAGAGGGAUGCUAACUUGACUGCGUUGGCUGCAAUAGGACCCAGAAGAAAAAGGAAACUGGAUUCUCCAGGGUCUGGAUCAGGGACAGAGGGAUCCAGUCCGAGUGUAGCAGUACCAGGAUGCUCCGGAAUCGGAACAACCAGACAGUUUACACGGCAAAGGAUAACUCGGGUGAACCUCAGGGACCUCAUAUUUUGUUUAGAAAAUGAGCGAGAGACAAGCCAUUCACUAUUGCUCUAUAAAGCAUUCCUUAAGUAGAAGUGGAGAAGAUCAAGGUAUUUUUUGGCAAAAGAAGACCCUGGGGACACUUUUUAUAUAUAUUUGCAGAUUACGCCUUUUUGUAACAAGCCUAUGGGAUAUUGUUUUAAAUCCAAAUCAGAACACCCCAUCAACAGCCACCGCCCUGGGACAGCCAUCUCUUUGCAAGGAGCCCGUUUUCUAUUUCCAUUGAUCAUUAACCCUUUGACGUGAGAGAGAGAUCUCUGUCUUUGACAGUCAGGAGACGUGGAAAGGCCUAAGGAGACAAUAUGCGGACAGUUGAAAGUUUAACUCAUCUCUUGGAGUGGCCUUCUUGUCAAACAAGCCAUAUUAUAGAGACUGAGGGAACCAUUAGCAAAUAACCAGCUACUCUGUGUCAGAUGAUCCUGUAGCAAUUCAACAUUAAUUGUGCAUUUUAUUUCAGUUGUACUUUAACUCAAAAAGCAUCUAGGUAUAUAUAUAUAUAUACAUAUAUGUAUACCUACAGCAGGUGACCUCAUUUUACUUUAGCUUUUAAAAGAAGUCAGCUAGCAAAAUAAAUUGAUUUUAAUAAAUAUUUAUCUUUACCUUCCUGCCCGAGAUGGUUCAAAUUCUACACAACAUUUAAUUUUAAGCGUAACCUCAAUUCUUUUUUAAUCUUGUUAUUUUUGCUUAUUAGAGGCACCCCACCCAACUCUGAAGAUCCACAAAGGACAGUUCCUUCUGAAUGUUUUAUCAGCAUCUGUACAAAAAAAAAAAUUAAAAAAGGAAAAAAAGAAAUGCAUUUAUUUGCUAUAGUUUGUAAAGCUGUAAAGUUUAAAACAAAAAAACGAAAAACGAAAAAAAAAAUAACUUUUCAGCAUAAAUAUAUUUUACUUGCACUGUGUUUUUUAGCGAAAGUGAAAGCUUAGAUUAAAUAAAAAUCAGAGUUGAGAGGAAUCAUCAAAAAGGCAGUUUUCUCAGUGUGAAAUCAAGUGUUGAAAAAAAAAAUGGUUGGUGUAUUUUGUCAGUAAUUGUACAUAAUUUUUUGGCACAUAACAUUAAAAAAUGGCUAUGUAAACUAUAAUUAUUUUGCUAAAAGACUGUAUGCAAAGCUUAUGGGCUUAACUUUAAAGAUGUCCAGAGCAAAAUUCCCCUGUUUCUACCUAUUUUUUUAUUACAAAUAUACUAAUUGGUUCUUUAUAUUUUCAGAGGUUAUUGUAUUAAAUUGUCUAUUGAUAGUACUUUUAUGACUGUAAAUAUGUCGGUUUUCUUUGUGUGAACUCUCAUGUUAGAUUUUCAAGGGCAGGGCAGCUGGGGACCUUCCUUGCGCAAACCCUACCCGGAAUGAAGGUUUGCUGUGCACGAACUGGCAUUGAUUUGAACAGAGCCUUGUGCAAGGAGAGUUUCCAGUGCAUUUGUACCUUUUCUCCUUUUUUUUGUGUGUGUGUAAAACUGAACGCUGAUCAGUAUUUUUAUCAACAUCCAACAAACUGUUACACCUUUUUAUUUGUCUUUUAGGGAAAAAAAAUAAGAGAGAGAAAUCCUGUCUUUCCAUUUUUUUUAUGUAAAUUUUGCACAGUCCCUUGUUCAUAUGUAAAUAUUUUACUUUCAAAAAUGAAGUUUUUAAUUGCUAUUGUU
This is a messenger RNA of Protobothrops mucrosquamatus (brown spotted pit viper), 4977 nucleotides long. RefSeq names its product TATA-box binding protein associated factor 4 (gene TAF4). Gene Ontology annotation, cellular component: transcription factor TFIID complex. NCBI's taxonomy places the organism in Eukaryota, Metazoa, Chordata, Lepidosauria, Squamata, Viperidae. The record is from RefSeq and is a predicted model, not a curated record. The transcript has 16 exons. Gene Ontology annotation, biological process: DNA-templated transcription; transcription initiation at RNA polymerase II promoter. Gene Ontology annotation, molecular function: protein heterodimerization activity; DNA binding; RNA polymerase II general transcription initiation factor activity. The coding region runs from base 1 to 3378 and encodes 1125 amino acids.